Homo sapiens (human) is the source of this 7765-nucleotide messenger RNA. RefSeq names its product homer scaffold protein 2 (gene HOMER2). Gene Ontology annotation, molecular function: G protein-coupled glutamate receptor binding; actin binding; synaptic receptor adaptor activity. The coding region runs from base 479 to 1573 and encodes 364 amino acids. The transcript has 10 exons. Lineage: Eukaryota; Metazoa; Chordata; Mammalia; Primates; Hominidae. Gene Ontology annotation, biological process: sensory perception of sound; G protein-coupled glutamate receptor signaling pathway. The record is from RefSeq and is a predicted model, not a curated record. Gene Ontology annotation, cellular component: plasma membrane; cytoplasm; stereocilium tip.
GCCCGCGCCGCGCGCUCUCCGCGCGCCCCUCCGGAGGGACUGCGGGGCCGCGGCUGGCGUAACCGGGCUCGGAGCCUCCCGGCGGGCCGGCCCCCGCCUCCCCAAGCCGGAGCGAGCGCACACUCUGCGCCCGGGAGUCUGGGGCCACCUGACCCGCGCCCUCCGCCGGGGCACGCGGACACCCAGCAGGGGCACCCUGGCCUGGGCGCGGAGCCCGUGGCCCUUCCCCUCCCAUACAGCCCGGGCACGGGGGCACCUGACGGGGACCGGUGCCCUGGCCGGCCUCCUGCCUCGGCCAUUCCGCGGUCUCUUCGCCCCUGGGCGCAGUCAACUCCAGGGCCUGUGUGAGUCUAAGCAGUUUGUCGUUCUCCACGUUUGGAUUUAUUACAAGCAAAAUGGAAAUCGAAGUUUUCCUGGAAAUAAUCAAAUAAUAAUAAACCUCCAGCGUAGGAAUAGUGGACUUUGGAUCUGCUUUGAGAUGCUGAAGAUGAUGGAAGUCUAUAAGGAACCUAGAGAACAGCCCAUCUUCACCACCCGAGCGCAUGUCUUCCAGAUUGACCCCAACACCAAGAAGAACUGGAUGCCUGCGAGCAAGCAGGCGGUCACCGUUUCCUACUUCUAUGAUGUCACAAGGAACAGCUAUCGGAUCAUCAGUGUGGACGGAGCCAAGGUGAUCAUAAACAGCACAAUCACACCGAAUAUGACCUUCACCAAAACGUCACAGAAGUUUGGGCAGUGGGCCGACAGCAGAGCCAACACAGUGUUUGGUUUGGGGUUUUCCUCUGAGCAGCAGCUGACAAAGUUUGCAGAGAAAUUCCAGGAGGUGAAAGAAGCUGCCAAGAUAGCCAAAGACAAGACGCAGGAGAAAAUCGAGACCUCAAGUAAUCAUUCCCAAGAAUCUGGGCGUGAAACCCCAUCUUCUACUCAGGCAUCCAGUGUCAACGGGACGGACGAUGAAAAGGCCUCUCACGCCGGUCCAGCCAACACACACCUGAAGUCUGAGAAUGACAAGCUGAAGAUUGCCUUGACGCAGAGCGCAGCCAACGUGAAGAAGUGGGAGAUCGAGCUGCAGACCCUUCGGGAGAGCAAUGCACGGCUGACCACAGCACUGCAGGAGUCGGCAGCCAGUGUGGAGCAGUGGAAGAGGCAGUUCUCCAUCUGCCGUGAUGAGAAUGACCGGCUCCGCAACAAGAUUGAUGAGCUGGAAGAACAAUGCAGUGAGAUCAACAGAGAGAAGGAGAAGAACACGCAGCUGAAGAGGAGGAUCGAGGAGCUGGAGGCAGAGCUCCGAGAAAAGGAGACAGAGCUGAAAGAUCUCCGAAAACAAAGUGAAAUCAUACCUCAGCUCAUGUCAGAGUGCGAAUAUGUCUCUGAGAAGCUAGAGGCGGCAGAGAGAGACAAUCAAAACCUGGAAGACAAAGUGCGUUCCUUAAAGACAGACAUUGAGGAGAGCAAAUACCGACAGCGCCACCUGAAGGUGGAGUUGAAGAGCUUCCUGGAGGUGCUGGACGGGAAGAUUGACGACCUGCAUGACUUCCGCCGAGGGCUCUCCAAGCUGGGCACCGAUAACUAGGGCUGGCCGAGGCCCAGGCCCCGCCCUGGCCCUGGAGCAACCUGGACGGUGUUCCCUUGAGCUGGUGUGACGUGCCCUCGUUUAUUCUGACAUCCAGCCCAGUCUCAGUACUGUUGUCAUAACCUUACGCCAGACUCAGGCAGAAUGUAAGCCAUUCACUCGUGAGCAUCGCAGCCGCUUGUGCUGCCUGGAAGCUGCAGGGCCAGGACUGCAUUUUCAGUUUGCAAUUGAGGUCUCCUGAUUUUGGUGUUUCCAAGACUGGCUGCUAUACCUUGAUAAGCUUUCCUUCUGCCUCCAUGAAACCUGGUGUCUAAAAAAGAUCAACUAAAACUUGGAACCCUUUAACCAAGAGGACCUUUAAAAAUAACCUUUCAUUCCAGUCAAGACCCAGCUGGAUGCAUUUUAAAGUUGGGAGUGGCGAGGAAGCCUUCCUAGUGCCGCCCGGGGAAUGUAAAACCACCAGAGCAACAGGUUGGGACAGUAUGGUCAGGCCUUGGAGGGAAAGAGAACCAGUAUCCACACAAGACCUCGAACUUGUGUGGCCCCUCAGUUUCAUCUCUCCUGCCUGCCAUCACAUUAGACUUUAAUUGGGUGAGAGAACAGGGCAGAGACUGUCACCUGCAUUUUGCAGAUGGGAAGUAGAGACAGAGAAAGUGACACGCCCAGGGUCACCCAGCGGUGACCAGCAGCGUGGACUCUGCAUCCAGGUCUCCUGGACCUUGAUGCAGUAUCUUUUGAGACAUGCCACUCUAGUCCCUUUGGUGACCCGUGGGUGCCAAGAGAAAAUAAUUCUUAUAUCCUGAUAAGAGCAUAUUACAAUUAUAUUAUUUCAAUAUGUGUCCACAGCAAAGGACAGUUUACAAAAAUGUGAAUCCGAAUGACAUUUAGGAAUGUUUGUUAUAAAUGAUAAGUUCCACUUUGGAAUGAUUCUGGUUUUGCAGGAAUCUUUCCAAGAAAGUUGGUUAAAAUGAUGUCUCUGCCUGUGAGGCCAGUUCUAUGGAAAACAAACACACCCUGAGUUCUUUAUUGAUGGCUUUAGUGGAGGCAGAGCAGUAUGUUCAAAACAAGUGGGAGGCCCUGAGAUCGCAGGAAUGGAAACAGAGUUCUGGCUGGGGGUGGCCUGUCCACUGCCCGCCCCUUCCUGGAGAUGCACUCCUUUCUGGCUUUCUGGGGAGGGAGCAGCCUUGCUCAGUGGUGGGAGCAGCUUGAACGGGACCUGAUCAACACCCAGGAAGACUGUGCACAGAGGGCAGUUGGUCUCCAGCCUGCAGGCUCCAUGAGCACAGCCUUGAUGGUGGUGGGCAGGCGCCUGCCUGCUGUGGACUACAUUUGAUGCAAAACAUCAAGUAAAGGGUGGAGCGUAAUACAGUGAAUAUGCCUCCCAGAAACAUCAUGCUCUGCCUAUUUUAACAGGGCUCUUUUUCUUUAGAAAAGUCUCCUUCUCUAUAGAAACCAGGGACAAUUUUGGAUGAGAGCCAACCACAGGACGCGCUGGGGACGUUAUGGUGGGACCUCACAUGUGGCCAGGUGCACCUUUGGGAAGAAGGCAGACGUGAUGUGACUUAGCACAGGCACUCAAAAGAGGCAGCCACUGGUCUUUGCUAAUAUCCAGAAGUGGAUUGUUUGUUCCAUUCAUCCUUCUAGAAGCUAAAUUCUUUCAUUGCCUUGAGACAUCACUAGAUUUUGAAGCACUUGCAAACUAGAAGCUUGCAAGAUCAAUGUCCAUGUAUAUUUUUAAAGAUAUGCAUGCUUUAAAAGGACCCUAAUUUCUGAGUACAUGGCUUCCCCAAAGAAACAGUAUAUAUUCUGGAGAUGAUGGGGGUUUUGGCAUGGAGAGGGACUCCUGUCUAGUCUAGAAAAUGUUACUUACAUGCCUCUUCCAUGUACCGAUCUCAAGAAUAUGGGUUUUCUAGUUGGCUUUAAACACUACCCAGGCAGGAAGGUGGCUUUGGUAAGAAUUUUGAGCUGGAUGAAAUGUUCUAGUGAACUUACGACUGUGUAUGUGCGCACGCGUGUGUGUGUGUGUGUGUGUGUGUGUGUGUGUGUGUGUGUGUGAAGAAACAGCAAAAGGGGAAGUGGGAGAAACAGUAAGGAAGCGUUUUUAAUUAAAAAUAUGUAUACCUAAGAGGAGACUUUAUUUUCUAUUUCUGGUGGUGGUGAUCUAUGUUCUGGAAUCCAUUUACCAGAAGUUUGUGGAUCUUUUGUUUGAAGUGGAAUUGUUCAGUGCCCUACUCUCUUUGACGGUGCAGAGCCUUGCGGCAAAGUGUUCUCCUGGGCCCUAGAGACCCCCAGGGCACCUGGCAGGAGCCCGUAAACCACGGCAGAGUCCCAAGUGGUGCAUGUUUUGGCGAGUGAUGGGCAGGACUGAUGAUUCACAGCUGUGAGGCUGUGCUAUUGUUUUUACCCUCUUGUACUGCUUUUAAUAGGAAGUCCCGACUUUACGUCAGUUGUGAGAGCAGCGUCUUAUGAUGUGACAGGCAAGAAGACAUUCCUUGCAUCAAAUAUAAGAGUUUAAUGAGAAGAGUGGAGUGGAUAAGUGAACUCUCCCAAGAGUACUGUUUUUUGUUUCCCUUUUUAAAUGCUUUCUUGGUACAUAAAUAAUAUAAUACUUUUUUUAAAGAAAUUCCAGAUGAGUGGGAAAAAAACCAAUCACCUGUUAUUACACUAUCUGAUUAUAACCACUGUUAACAUUUCAGUUUUUAUCUUUUCAGACUUUUUUCUAUGCAUCUGUGUGUGUUUUAUUACUUUUUCCAUGAAAUAUAAUCAUAUUAUACAUACUGUUUUAUAACUUUUAUCCCUUUUAAUGCUAUAUUGUGAAUAGAUUUCUAUAUCAGUAAAUAUGUAAUUACAUUAUUUUUAACCUCUAUGUAGGUUGUACCUUGGAUACUUAGGUUGUUUCCAAUUUUUUUACUGUUGUAGUCAAGGACAUAAUGAAGUUCUUCUAACAUCCUUGCGAACUUUUCAGAAUAUUGACUUAGGGUAAUUUUCUGAAGUUAUCACUGGCUCAAAAGUACGCGCCUCCCUAUCUGCGGCUCCUUUCCUUCUGAGGCAUACAGGACUUCACCCUCCAUCCCCCUUGUACUCAUUCAGGGUCCUAUGACUAAUUCUGGCCAAUGAAAUGUGAGCACAGGUGACACAUGAAGCUCCAGACAGACACUGAAAUGCCCAUGAGCAGUUCCGCAGUGUCUGCCUUCCCUUCCCUCAGCAAAUGCUGAUGUCCCAGGGACAGAGCCUCUGUCAAGCCUGGAUCCCUGAGUGACUACGUGGAGCAGCCCCCUUCUCCCUUCAUGUUACCCUCACCUGCCACCCUGCAUGGACGGGUAGCAUGAAUAAAAAAAAUAAACCUUAGGUGUUAAACACUGGGGUUUCAGGGUUAAUUGGUUAACUGCAGCAUAACAUAUCCUGUUGCAACAAUAAAAAAGAAUGCACAUUUUUAGGACUUGUAAUAUGUAUUGCCUCAAAUUGCCUUCCAGAAAGACAGACCCAAUUAUACUCCCACCCACAGUGUGUGAGUGUGUACUGCUUCCUCUUUAACACUGGAGUUACCCUGGGGACAGAGAGCUAAAAAAAAUAUUUUUUUGGUUAAAAUGUAACCCUUUAAGGUGUUCAGCAGUAUCAUUGAUUUCUAAGAGGUUUAUUUCAUAAACAUUGUAAAACAAAAUUUUAAGUUGCACGUAUGGCUUUUUAAAAACGUUUAGACAUUUAAAAAAACACCUUUUAGUCAAGUUUAUCUGUUACUUUUUUUUUUUUUUUUAAUGGUUGCUACCUAUGCCGUCAUGCUUAUGCAGGUCUUUCCAAUUCUUUUUUUUUUUUUUUUUUUUUUUUUUUUUUGAGACGGGGUCCACCCUGGCCCCCAGGCUGGAGUGCAGUGGCGUGAUCUCAGCUCACUGCAACCUGCGCCUCCCGGGUUCAAGCGAUUCUCAUGUGUCAACCUCCCUCCUGAGUAGCUGGGACUACAAGUGUAUGCCACCACGCCCAGGUAACUUUUUGUUUUUAGUAGAGAUGGGUUUCGCCAUGUUGCCUAGGCUGGUCUCGAACUCCUGAACUCAGGCAAUCCACACGCCUUGGCCUCCCAAAGUGCUGGAAUUACAGGUGUGAGCCACCAAGCCCGGCGAGGUCUUCCCAAUUCUGAUGGCAAGGUUGUAUAAAUAUUCACCACUAUCUUAUUCUUGUACUUUUAUUAUUUCUUUCUAAACAGUUAAAUCUGUGAUCUGGCUGGGCGUGUUGGCUCUUGCCUGUAAUCCCAACACUUUGGGUCGCCAAGGUGGAAGGAUCACUUGAGUCCAGGCAUUUGAGGUUACAGUGAGCUUUGAUGGCACCGGUGCACUCCAGCCUGGGGAACAGAGCAAGACCCUGUCUCUAAAAAAAAUUUUAAAAACCUCUGAUCUAUCUGGAAUGUAUUUUCUAAAUUACCCCAACACUGUUUAUUGGGAAGUCUGUCCUUUAUUCUAUAUGAAAUCCCAUUUUUGCCAUACACCUAGUAGCCCUUCUGUUGGGUGCCAGGAUAAGCACCCUGGCCUUGAGUGUGCUGUGAACUCUUUAUUAUGGGUUGUGAUCUUCCUGCACAUUCUAGCACUGGUACCACAUUGUUUGGAUCGCCAUAGCUUUGGACUAAACUUCCCCAUUAAACUUUUUCAAAACUUGCCUAGUAUAUUGUGCAGGCCGGGCAUGGUGGCUCACGCCUGUAAUCCCAGCACUUUGGGAGGCCAAGGUGGAUGGAUCACCUGAGAUCAGGAGUUCGAGACCAGCCUGGAUAACAUGGCGAAACCCCAUCUCUACUAAAAAUACAAAAAAAAAAAAAAAAAAAAAAAAUUAGCUGGCUGUGGUGAUAGGAACCUGUAAUCUCAGCUACUUGGGAGGCUGAGGCAGUGAACCCAGGAGGCAGAGGUUGCAGUGAGCUGAGAUAGCACCAGCCUGGGCAACGGAGCGAGACUCUGUCUCAAAAAAACAAAAAACAAAACAAAAAAAAAACCUUCCAAAAGAAGUUUGAGAUAAUUUUAUGUUUAGAAAAAUUAGAAAUUGGAUUGAGUAAAAUUUACAUAUUUUACACAAGAGGACUAACAUCUUUAUAAUAUUUAACCUUUCAGUAAAUUUAUGUUUUAUGUUUCUCAGCCUAUCUUUUCUAGUAUAGGUGAUUUUUUUAGUGUGGUUACUAUUGUAAAUGAGAUCCUACUACUUUAAAAAAUGAAAAUUAAAUCUAUCGCUUUUAUGACUUUAAAACAUUAGACUUAUGUAAGUGUAAACAUUAUUUAAAAACAUAAUGUAGAAAAUUAAAGUCCCCCAUAAUUAAAAUCCCUUUCCCCCAGAAAAAGUCAACAGCAUAUUCAUCAGUUUUUUCCUAAAGUAUGUUUUAGCACUUUGACCAUAUGAGACAACCCUUCUGCUGUUAGCAUUUUUCUCUUUGCAAUAGAUCUUCCUAUGUCAGUACACAUCAAUCUACCUCAUUCUUACCUCUGCAUAAGAGAGUAGUGUGUAGUUGUAUAAUAGUUUAACUUGGCGAUUGGUUAUUGAUUUUGUAACUAGCCAGUUACUGAAUUAUUCUAAAGGUUUUGCUGUUGUUAAUUUCUUUCGCCUUUUUCAGUUGGGUAAUAGUUCUGGGUAGGUUGAUAAUUUUAUUCCCAUAUUUGUAAUCUUAUUUCACUUUCUCAACUCAUCACAUUGACUGGUACUUUUAGAACAAUGUUAAAAAACAUUUACAUAAUUGUGCUGAUAUUGUACAUUAUUUGAUAUAUAUAUAUCAAAUUUUUUUUACUUAGAAGAGUGUUUCUCCAAAACUAUAAAUUUGACUCUUAGUGUAAAAUAAUCUUAAUAUUUGAAUUAUACAUUCAGGUUAUGCCCUCUAUUUCUAGUUUGAUGAAAAUAUUAUUAGUAAUGGAUGUUGGGGUUUUAUUAAAUGGCUUUUUUCCACAUCUGUCAAGAUGAUCAACUGGCUUUUCUCUAUUAUGACUUUAGAUGAAUCGUUUUAAUAGAUUUGCUAAUGUUAAGACAUCUCUGCAUUUCUACAAGAAUCUGAUGUAGUCAUAGUAUACUAUUCUUUUAAUAUACAUCUCCUUUCAAUGUUAACAGUGGUUAUUUAUGAUUGGUUGGUCCAUAGUAGAUUUUUAUUUUGUGUUUCUUAUCUGUACUUUCUGAUUUUUCUACAAAGAUUGUGUAUUACUUGUAUAAUAAAAAUAAGAGCUUUAAAUUGUGAAA